UAACUUCACCAGGAAGUUUCCUUCAAGGGAAGUUUUGCUCUGGUGUUACCUAAUCGGAAAGUCACACGGGAGUGUAACAACAAUGAUGAUCGCGCUGCGCCAAAUUAUUCACUUAUUUACCAAUUGAUAUCAUAUAUAUAUAUCAAUAAAUAAGAAAGAUACGUGUUGCUUUGCCAGCAGUUCGACGUAAUUCUAUAUUAUUAUAGACGGUUUCAGUUUAAUAGGCGCUCUGGGAACAGGCAAUGGGCUGCGACUCAACGCCGACAUUUUCAUAAUAAUAAGAGAAAAUGAAGUUUCCUUACAUUACAUUUUUAUUAUCGACACAAAUCGUGCUGCUUUCGGGUCUUCGCAUACUACGUGGGCCGCCUCCCAACUGCACGCAGGAGGGCCUGGGAUGCAGAGCUAAUAUAAAUAACUGUUUAGACAAGGACUGGUUAAAGCCAAAUGAUUUCACUCCAACUGGGCCGGACAAGUUGUGGGUCACGAUUGCAGUUAGAGAGGAGAACGGCACGCAGGUGCCGGUGCUGAUGGUGACGUGGAAGGCCAGGGCAGACGGAAGCAUCAAAUUUCUUAAUGGAACAGAGGUCCACGUACUGAAAAUGUCAAGCAACCAGAAUUUUUGUGUUCGCUACAUAUUUCUGAAUGCAAUUAAUUCCAUGAAGAAUGCCUAUUCUGAAAAUUGGUCAUUUUCACUGGACAGGCUGGUGGUGGACCCUGGCCAAAUGUACCUGGUUACUGUCAGUAACCUACCAAAGCCAAAUAUGGGCCAUGACAUAUAUAAUACUUCCGAAGUUAUUGUUGUUCCAGGCUGUGGCGAUAGCAUGAUGAGAACGACCAACGUAUGCUCAGAAAUUGGGAGUUUAUGGAAAUCAAACAUCAGCCUGAGGAGGUCAGACAUCGCUGGUAAAAAUGAUGCUAUCACUGUGUAUUUCAACGGCGGAGAGUCAUCCAUUAAGUACAAGGUGUCAGUUCAGUGCUCUGGGCAGAAAAACUCUCAGACUGUCUCGCAGAAUGACUUGAAACGAAUUAAUGUGACAUUUGAGCUUGGGAAAUGGCCUCGGACGUGCUGUGAAUUUUCUGUUGAGAUCCAGCCAUUUUUCCAUCAGUGUAGAAAUGAUUGUGUUCGACACCAGAAAAAAAAUAAUAUCUGUACUGAAAACAAAAAGCCUUUGAUCUGGCCCAUCAUCGUUGGGGUUUCCCUGGCCUUGGGGGUUGUAUGUUGCAUCGGCAUCUACUUUUGGGUCCGGAAACCUUACAAAGGUGUCCCACAUGAAGUACACAUAGAAGAUGUCACUAUCACCACUAAAAUAUCAGACAAAGAAGAAACGCCUUCCAAUGGCCCCAGGAGAGUGCUCGUCAUCUACUCUAUGGACCAUGCCCUAUACAAGGAGAUUGUGCUCAAGCUGAGUGCCUUUAUGCGAGCUAAGUGUGGUACCGAUGUGGUUCUGGACAUGCUGGACACAGCAGAGCUGGGCACAGUGGGCCGCAUGCAGUGGCUGGACUGGCAGAAGCAGCAGAUGGAGAAGUCUUCCGACAAGAUCCUCAUCCUCUGCUCCCGGGGAGUGCAGGCCAAGUGGAACGCCAUGUGCACGAGGCAAAGGGUGAUGUUGAAAGAGGAUGUGCGCUCUCCCACCGGGGACAUGCUCACUCCCGCUUUCAGCCUCAUCAUGCCUGAUUUGCUGCACCCAGCUGCCUUUGGGAAGUAUAUAGUGGCUUACUUUGAUGAUGUCUCUUCUGAGGAUGAUGUUCCCUCACCCUUCAACAUCACCGUCAAGUACAAGCUAAUGAAGCACUUUGAAGAGCUCUACUUCCGAAUCCUGGACAAAGAGAAAUAUGAGCCCAGGAAGGUGAAUCGCAUCGAAGGCAUAGCUCAGGAUGAAUACUUCAAUUGUCCCUCGGGAAGAGCCUUGAGGGAUGCCAUUGAGGCAUUCCAAGCCUACCAGCUUGAGCACCCUGACUGGUUUGUGAAGGAGUGCGUGGAUAGUGAGGAAGAUGCUUUAGAUGCAGACCUGCAGUGCCCUCUUCUUGUAGAGAUGCCAAAUAGCUCCAUCUUGCAGUGUGUGCCAGAGUGUAAGGAAGGGCCUCCUGUCUUAGUUAAUACAGUACAACUGAGUGAGGAAGGCAGGGGGACCUUUCAGGUCACACCAAUCAUGAACGAGAGUGAGGGGAACAUAUUCACUCAGCAUGUCAAUUCUGCUCACCCAGAACUGAACCAAGUAUACUCGUUUUACCCAUCUGCUCAACUGGAUCACAGCCAGGUAUACUCUGCACAACCAGCUGUAGAUGAUGAUCCGGGGGUGUAUAGAGCAGAAAUUCACCCCAUGGUCAGUCAAGAUGCAGCCAUUCAGGAGCUGUUUCCCCAAAGACAUACUUGGCAUCAGGCAAGACCAGCAAGUCUGCCCGAGGAAAUUGAUGAAAAUCAAUCACCGUCUUCCAGUAGCCUUUCUGAAGGAAUGCUAAGGAGACUGAUAGCUUUCCAGCAGUCAAUGGGUCCCAUGGACUCUCAAAGUUCCCAUUCUGAGGAGGAAGAAUUCCUGUCAGAGGCUGCAAGUGAUUGGAUGCAAGCAGGGUGUGCUUUGAAAAGGCCGAUAAGUGACUCAGAUCAGGGCUACAUCUCCCGGACUUCCCCCCAGCAAGACUCCUCUCUCAGAGAAGACUUCCAGGAUCAUCGAGAAGAACUCCUUAAGCUCCAGAACACUUGUUUAUCUCUCAGCCUCAAACCCCUGGGCAAUCCUCUUGGACCACAAAACAACCCAGAAGACUAUGAAAGUGAUGAAGAUUCCCCGCCCCUGUGCCUUGUACCCUGCCCACCGUGUUAUAGGAUGUCCCGCAGCCCUGAGCUGAAAGACGAUGCUAUGGAGUGCCCUCUCUGCAUGGAGCCGCUGGAGAUCGAUGACAUCAACUUCUUCCCCUGCACCUGCGGUUACCAGAUCUGCCGGUUCUGCUGGCACCGGAUCCGCACAGAUGAGAACGGGCUCUGCCCUGCCUGUAGGAAGCCCUACCCAGAAGACCCGGCGGUCUACAAGCCUCUCUCGCCGGAGGAGAUCCAGCGGAUAAAGAAUGAGAAAAAGCAGAAGCAGAACGAGCGCAAACAGAAGAUGACAGAGAGCCGCAAACACCUGGGAAGUGUGCGUGUGGUGCAGAAGAACCUGGUGUUUGUGGUGGGGCUGUCACAGAGGCUGGCUGAGCUGGAGGUUCUAAAGAGGCCAGAAUAUUUCGGGAAAUUCGGAAAAAUUCACAAAGUGGUAAUCAACAACAGCACAUCUUACGCGGGUUCCCAGGGUCCUAGUGCCAGUGCCUAUGUCACAUUCCUUCGGUCUGAAGACGCCCUCAGAGCUAUACAGUGUGUGAACAAUGUAGUGGUGGAUGGCAGAACACUUAAAGCCUCUCUAGGUACGACGAAGUACUGCAGUUACUUCCUGAAGAGCAUGCAGUGUCCGAAGGCGGACUGCAUGUACCUCCACGAGCUGGGGGACGAGGCGGCCAGUUUCACGAAGGAGGAGAUGCAGGCAGGAAAGCACCAAGAGUACGAACAGAAGCUUCUACAAGAGCUGUACAAAGCGAACCCCUGCUUCCUGCAAAGCUCAGCCGGGGCCGGCGAGAAGUCAAAGGGCAAGUCCAGUUCAGCGCAAAGACCCAACAGUAGCAGCAAAGAGGCGUGGCCGUGGCUGCAGGGCUCGGGCAAAAUAGCCAAUGGGCUGGGCGAGCACCACAAGACUCCGCCCCUAUUGGACGGCUCCGACUCAGAGCACAUGACUGGCAGCGGGCCAGACUCGGACUUGGGGCCAAGCCAAGGGGCCAUGCCCUCCCCCUAUUCACACUGCGACCCUGCCAGUCCCAGCGAAAAAACACCACAGACCAUUAGUAUAGGGAACGGGGAAAGUAUACAAAACCACGGCACUGAGUCCCCUUCGCCGCCUCCGGGCCUGACUAAGCCUGGACUGGUCGUGCCCAUCAGCAUGUCCAGCCUCGCUGCCCGAUCCCCCUUUGAAGGGGCGGCAGCCGAAUCCCAGUCACUUUUCUCGGACAACAGCAACUUCCGGCACCCCAACCCUCUCCCAGGUGGCCACGCCCCCCCUUCCGGCCCAACCCAAGGGCACUCCGAUUGGCCCACAGCACCCGAGCCCCAGAGCCUCUUCACGUCAGAGACCAUCCCGGUGGCGUCGUCCACGGAUUGGCAGGCGGCGUUCGGCUUCGGCUCCUCCAAGCAGCCUGAGGACGACCUUGGCUUUGACCCUUUCGAUGUCACUCGCAAGGCGCUUGCCGACUUAAUCGAGAAGGAGCUUUCGGUUCAGGACACGUCGCAGUUGUCUCCUGGGGUUCUGCAGGGGACUCUGCGUCGCCCCCUUCACGGGCCCCUCCCCCCGCACCUGUCACACCUGCAGCACCGCGCCGUCUUGGGCUCCUGCGGUUUCCCGGGGCAUCCAGCACGUCACCCGUGGCUCGGUUACCCGCCGCACGGGAGCCCGCUAAACCACACAGCCGGCCUCAGCGCCAACAGCCGCCUCAUGGACUUUCUACCAGUGCAGCACAGCACUGGGCUGGGGGGCGUUCCCACUGCAGAAAAUAGCAAUUCUAUAGAAAAUCUAAAUAUGAAAGAAUGGCAGGAUGGUUUGCGAGCUCUUCUGCCCAACAUCAAUAUCAAUUUCGGGGGACUACCGAAUUCCUCCUCAUCCCUGCCCCCCUCCAUCAUUAACCACACAGGGGUUCCAGUUGGCUCAGGGGGCAUGUCACACAGUCUUAGCUGGGACGGAAUGGUCAGAUGGAUGGACCCGGCAAUCAUUACAGGUAUCCCAGCAUCCGCAGCCCACAGUUUGGACUCUCUGCAGGAUGACCCACCUCAUUGGCUGAAGUCCCUGCAGACGCUCACUGAGAUGGAGGCGCCCGGCUCCACAGUGCCCCCACUGGCCCCCCACAGUAUACCCUUCAGUGCACAGUUCCCAAAUCACAGAGCUGGCUGGGCUGCCACACCCACUGGCCCCUUCCACUCACCCCCACCUGGUUUCCAGACAACAUUCAGACCUCCAGUCCAAACAGCCACAGACCUGCUACAGAGUACUUCCAUGGACCGCCACUAGGGGAGCAUAACCACACAAUCCGCACAUCACAAAACUAUUAACACCAUAACAAAUACUACGUUUUCCUGCUUCUGUUUUCAUUGUUUCGUGUUUAUUUCCUUUUGGCUUGUGGCCAUACCUAUCUCUCUUUCUGCCCCCCAGGUUGAGCACACAAUGGUUCAUUCACCAAAACAUCCGAACCUUAACUAGAAACACUGGGGGUGUGGUAAUGAUGCCAGAAGGUUAUUCAAAGAAAAUAACACGGGGGGGAUUUGAUUUCAGCAUAAUUCAGUUUGAUAAAGGGGAAAAAAACAUCCCCCCUCUGUUCCCAGACGUCACAACACUGGAAGUAUCCAGCCUUUGGGAUUUGGCUAAGGUGCUCCUUGCUGUGCUGUUUUUACCCUGUGAAGGUAAUUAUGAACAGGCAAGCUGCCAGAGGCCUUUUUGGGCUGUAGAGCAGCUAGGACUAGUCUGCAUGUGGGCAGCAGGGGGUGCUAUUUCCCCUAAGAGUGACACAGUUAGACCUCUGUAUCAGAGGGGCUGUGUGCUGAUACACCUGAAGGGCCCUGUAGUAAUGGGAUGCAGACAAAACGUGCAAUUUCUUUUGGGAAACAAGGUGCCACUAUGUGGUAUCCGUGGUAACUGCCCUCAUUGUAGCGCCCCUGUUGCUGUGCAGAAGCGAUGGUAGGAGGCCCACGCGAUGAGCUGAGGGGGAAAUCCUUUCAGUCAGUGCAGAAGAAGCCAGUUAUUUUGAACGAGGCCAGCCCUGAUGACUCGUCGAUUCUCUGAUGACAUCAUGGGUAAGGGAAUCCCUGUUGGUACAUUUGACCAGUCAUGAGUGAAAAGUCAUGCUGCUGGAGCGAUACAAAGGAUAUAUACUAGUUUUUUUGUGUCUUGGCUUAGUUGGCUACCUCCAAAAAAAUAAAUAAAACGAAAUCCUCAAGCUGAAGCAGUUUCUAGGGGCAGACUAGGGUCUUUGUGGAGACUGGAGCGGAUGUGGUUCUGCCCUGGAGCUUUUGAGUGAGCCACACCAGUGGGGCUGUCUCCGUUCCUGUCUCCGUUCCUGUGUUUCUCGCAACGGUCCUUGGCUGCAGUCUGCCAUCUGCUCAGUAUUAAAGACAAUAGAAAAUAAAUUCAAAACAAGCGAUACAGUUAGCUAUGGGAUAUACGAUUUUAGACACCUGUUUAACGAAGCUCUAAAUGAUGUGUGCCCCUCUCCCCCCCCCAAACACAGGUCUGGAAAAACUAAAUAUUAAAUAAAUGCAAACUUGA
This is a messenger RNA of Paramormyrops kingsleyae, 6329 nucleotides long. The record is from RefSeq and is a predicted model, not a curated record. NCBI's taxonomy places the organism in Eukaryota, Metazoa, Chordata, Actinopteri, Osteoglossiformes, Mormyridae.